AAUCGAACAAAAACCAAUCAAAAUUAUACACGUAUGCGAUGCAUAAGUAAAAACGUAAAUACAAAUGCUUGUCAUCGUAAAUUAUCAGAUUAGUAAACGGUAUCAUUGGAAGAUCGAAUAAAAGUUAUAUGUUUUAAAGAAUAUCAAGUGUAAAUUAAACGCGAUUUAAAUUUAUUGUAACAUCAAAAUGGUGACUUUGACAUCUUUUAUAAAUACAUUCAACAAUAAACUGGAAGCGCCAGUCCAGCAACAUCUGAAAGGCGUCUAUGGGUGUCUGGCAGCUACAACAUCAUUAGCUAGUAUAGGGGCUUACAGUUUCCUUGCAGGAUGGCUCUCAGCAGGAUUGUUGCCAGCUUUAGGAGCCCUAGGAUUAGGCUUGGGCUUGAUGAUGACCUCUCCAGAUGCCAAAAAUUUUAAUAUGAGACUAGGAAUGCUGUUAGGAUUAGGAUUCUUGUCAGGUUUAGGAUUAGGACCCUUACUAGCUCAUGUGGCCCAAAUCAAUCCAAGUAUAAUAACAACUGCAUUAUUUGGCACUACUUUAGUAUUCGUGGCAUUCAGCUUAUCAGCAAUAUUUGCUGAACGUGGAAAAUGGUUGUUCCUGGGUGGAAUUAUUGUCAGUGUUUUGAAUAUGAUGUUCUUCUCCUCUUUGGCAAAUAUUUUCUUGCAAAGCACUUUGAUAUACCAGGCUCACCUUUAUGUAGGCUUAUUUGUUAUGUGUGCUUUUGUCCUUUAUGAUACACAAGCUAUUAUUGAAAAAUUCAGAGCUGGAAGCCGCGACACAGUUGGGCAUGCUUUUGACUUAUUCCUUGAUUUUAUUGGAAUCUUCAAACGCCUUCUUAUCAUCUUGAGCCAAAAGGAAGAGAAUGAGAAGAAGAAAAGACAGCAAUAAGUUCUUAAUUUAAGCACCACAUUAUUUUAAUAUUUAAAGAAUACUAUUAUAUACAUAUUAUACAUGGAUUAGAUAAGUCUUAAGUUGUUGAAUAUCAUUAUAUUUUCAAAUUUAUUGCAUUUAUUAUUUAUUAAACAUUUUCAUUUUUAUUUCAUUAAAAUUAGAUGUAAAUAAAUUUGUUAAAUAAAAACA
Molecule: messenger RNA, 1081 nt
Organism: Ctenocephalides felis (cat flea)
Lineage: Eukaryota; Metazoa; Arthropoda; Insecta; Siphonaptera; Pulicidae
Product: bax inhibitor 1-like
Exons: 5
Coding region: 188-889 (233 amino acids)
Biological process (GO): negative regulation of endoribonuclease activity; cellular response to unfolded protein; negative regulation of apoptotic signaling pathway
Cellular component (GO): mitochondrial membrane
Molecular function (GO): enzyme binding
Source: RefSeq, a predicted model, not a curated record